GUUCAUGUGGGUUUCGCUUGCUGAAAUCACUCUCUUUCGCUACAGGUUUAUUUACCAAUUUCAAAAAUUGAAGAGCUAGGGUUUGCAAAGCAUGGGCAUGGACUGUUGGAUUAGGAGAAAAUGAACUCGAACGAUAAAGUAGCCAGUACUUCUGACGCCGGUGGCAGUAAGUUUCAUACGGUACAGCCCCUUCGUGACUUGGAAUCAAAUUGGGAAGUCGAUCUUGCAAAUAAUCUUGAAGAGUAUUUACUUAAGAUCUGCUCCGGUGAGAUUAUUGGUGGUGAAGAUGAUGGUCAACUAUCAGUGAAUUUUGCUGAAGCUGCUUUGCUGCUCCAAGGUUCAAUUCAGGUGUACAGCCGGAAGGUCGAAUAUCUUUAUUCUUUGGUUUUACAUGCUUUAAAGUUCAUCUCUCAACAGAGUCAGAAACAUGAUCAACCAGAGAAUUCAUCAAGCCAAGAAGAACAAAAUGGUUCGGUUGCUGCUCCUGCUGAAUCAGAUGAUUCCUUUUGGUGCUCAGAUGAUAUCCCAGUCGAUGCCAAGAACUCCUUGGAUAGUUCCCAUGAAAGUGAUACUCUACUAAACUGCUUUGUGAAGCCUCCUGCAAAUUUGGUUGUGCUUGAGGGUGAUUGCUUAGAUGCUAGUGGAGACAGUGGCGAGUUAGACUCCUAUCUGUUGGCUACAAAUGAUCUCUACAGGGAUUUUAUCCUCUUAGAUGCGUCUGAUGCAGUGGCAGUUAAUGAAUAUUUGGGUGGCAGUGAAACAGUUAGCCAAACUAAAAAUGAUUUUAAAGGAGGAAGUUCUCUUGCCUCUAAAUCUCGCAAGUCAUUUAUCUCACCUUCAAAACGUUCUGGGCAUAAGCUAUCUGCUGGGAAGAGCAAUGUUCCUGAUCAAAAUCAAUCGGCAUGUGCUGAUCAGGACUUUAAAACUAAUGACCAUAAUAUACAAUCAGAAGCUCCUGAGUGUAAUGUUAACAUGGACAAUGAAUGCGACAUGGAUGAUGGGUUUUCGCAACCAGGGGAGUUUGAUGAUUCAGAUGAAGACGAUGAUGAUCCAUGGAAACCUUUAAAUCCUCAUGAACAGGGAAAUUUGAAAAUAAAACCUUUUAAAAAAGUUAAAGCUUACAAAAGGGAUUGGCCAAAUCCGGCUACCAAAGUCUCUAUUACAGAAGAGUUUCCACUUGCAAAAUUGCAUGGUCCUAUUAGUGCAGAGCUAUACGAAAUAUGGGAGGCAAGGCGCAACGUCUAUGGAAAAGAUAAGGAACCACAAUCUCCUCCAUAUUAUGAAAAGCUUCGACAAUCACUUGUUCUAGGAGAUCAUGGAAAUACCGGUCCAUUCAAUGGUAAUCAAGAGGAUGAAGAUGGAGGGUAUGAUUUUGUGGCUGAUGAUUUUGAUAUGCCAAAGGAUGCUUACAUGGAUGAAGAUCAUUUCAACCAUGAAAAGCAUAUCGAUGAUACCACUAAGUUUGACAGCAAGGAACCAUUUGAGUACGAAGACCCUGAUGCUCAUGUGAACCUUGAAGACCUGUGCCGUUCUCAUCUGGAUUCUCUGCUUGCUGCUACUAUUGCGGAGACAGAGAAGCAGAAUGCAAUUGCAGCUAGGGUGUCAAACUGGAAACAGAGAAUUGAGCAAAACUUAGAUGAGCAAGAUGCACGACCACCAUUUGAUAUUCAUAAAUAUGGUCGACGAACUUUGGACAAGCUCUCACGAGAGGCAGAUAUCGGGAAUUCCAUACCAUUCACUGAUAUUGUCAGCGGUCAAGAGAAACAUGACAUUGCUCGGACAUUCUCUGCACUUCUGCAAUUGGUGAAUAAUGGAGAUGUUGAACUGGAUAAGGGUGGUUGUGAGGGUGAAUUUCUAUGUUACACGGGUGAGAAACCGUUCCAUGUUCGGCUCGUAAGCAAUGCCACAAGACCAGAAAUACAACUUAGAUCCUCUAGCAAGAGACCAAAGUCUCAAAUGAAGAGAGGAAAAGAGAACCAGGGUGCAGCCGUGGGUUCAUCUGUAAAGGUAGGAAAAGUUAUUGGAAUUUGGUGCACCCCCGAAGGAAAGAAGAGACGACGGUCAAGAGUGGUUGACCCGGAUGGCUUGAAAUCGGAGUGUAGGUAAGUCUGUAGCGAUUCUGUAAUAUUUUGUACUGACAGUUAGCGUGUAACAAACACUUUAGAUUUGGUCAAAGGGUAUUCUUUUUCCUUGUUAACGAAUUUUAACU
This is a messenger RNA of Cynara cardunculus var. scolymus (artichoke), 2209 nucleotides long. Its product is annotated as condensin-2 complex subunit H2. The transcript is spliced from 11 exons. Gene Ontology annotation, cellular component: nucleus; condensin complex. Gene Ontology annotation, molecular function: chromatin binding. The record is from RefSeq and is a predicted model, not a curated record. Gene Ontology annotation, biological process: mitotic sister chromatid separation; meiotic chromosome condensation. Lineage: Eukaryota; Viridiplantae; Streptophyta; Magnoliopsida; Asterales; Asteraceae. The coding region runs from base 121 to 2106 and encodes 661 amino acids.